Messenger RNA from Neopsephotus bourkii (Bourke's parrot), 1410 nucleotides. It is a transcript of the gene PPAN, whose product is annotated as peter pan homolog. The coding region runs from base 1 to 1410 and encodes 469 amino acids. Gene Ontology annotation, biological process: rRNA processing; ribosomal large subunit assembly. The record is from RefSeq and is a predicted model, not a curated record. The transcript is spliced from 12 exons. Lineage: Eukaryota; Metazoa; Chordata; Aves; Psittaciformes; Psittacidae. Gene Ontology annotation, molecular function: rRNA binding. Gene Ontology annotation, cellular component: preribosome, large subunit precursor.
AUGGGACAUGGGAAUGGGACACAGGAAUGGGCCGUGGGUUGCGGCUGCCCCGGUGCCGGGGGCUCCCCCCAUGCUCACCCCCAUCCCGGUGCGGUCCGGUCCCGUCAGAGCCGGCGGCAGCGGCAGCAGCGAGCAGCAGCGCAGCUCCGGGCCCAGCAGGACUUCAGCUCCGUGCCCCACUCCUUCGUGCUGGGCCGUGGGCGCCCCGGGCGCUGCCUCCGCGGCCUCGUGGCCGACGUGCGCCGGGUGCUGGAGCCCUUCACGGCCCGGGCGCUGCGGGUGCGGAAAAGCAAUUCCCUGAAGGACUUCGUGGCCGUGGCCGGGCCCCUGGGGGUGACGCAUUUCCUGGUGUUCAGUAAAUCAGCCUCCAGCAUCAACUUGAAGGUGUUCCGGCUGCCCGGGGGCCCGACAUUGACCUUCAAAGUGAUGGAGUACUCCCUGCUGCGGGACGUGGUCUCGGCUCUGCGCCGGCACCGCAUGCACGAGCAGCAGUUCCGCCACGCGCCCCUCCUGGUGCUCAGCAACUUCGGCCUCCAGCACAUCCACGUCAAGCUCAUGGCCAGCACCUUCCAGAACCUCUUCCCCUCCAUCAACGUGCACACGGUGAACCUCAACAGCAUCAAGCGCUGCGUGCUCAUCACCUACGAGGCCGAGACGCAGCUCCUGCACUUCAGGCAUUACAGCGUCAAGGUGGUCCCCGUGGGAGUGAGCAAAGGCCUCAAGAAGCUGCUGCAGGAGAAGUUCCCCAACAUGAGCCGCUUGGAGGACAUCAGCGAGCUCCUGGUCAAGGAUCUGAACCUCUCGGAGAGCGAGGCGGAGCAGGACGGGCCCCACAACGUGACCGAGCUGCCCCAGGCCUACGCGGGCCGAGGCAACGCCAAGGCUCAGCAGAGCGCCGUGCGCCUCACCGAGAUCGGGCCCCGCAUGACGCUGCGGCUCUGCAAGGUGGAGGAGGGGCUGGCGCAGGGCAAUGUCCUCUACCAUGGCUUCGUGCACAAGCCCGAGGCCGAGGUGCAGGCGCUGCUGGCGCGGCAGGAGGCGAAGCUGCAGCUGCGGGCGGAGCGGCGCCAGCGCCAGGAGGAGGCCGUGGAGCGCAAGCGGCGGCAGCGGCAGGCGCAGAGGGAGAGGAGCCUGGAGGGGAUGCGGAGGAAGCGGCAGCGGCAGGAGCAGGAUGGGGACAGCGGCGCUGAGGAUCCCGGUGCUCCGGAGCCGGAUGCGGCCCAGCAGGAGGAGGAGGAGGAGGAGGAGGAGAGCGAUGCUGAGCACUACCGGAGGGAGGUGGGCGAGGAGCCGGAUCAGGGUGAAGGAAGCGGCCCCCCUCUCGCCCUGCCCGGCUCCGCAAGCGCCGGCGCCGCAUCCCACCGGAGCAUCGCAUCCCAUCGGAGCAUCCCACUGGAAAACCAGGAAUGA